AUUUCCAUACCAACUCCCAAAUAAAUAAAUAAAGUAAAAAAAAAUUCACAUAAAAUGAAAACAAAGAAAAUGAAUUCAACAAAGCCACAUGUUGUUGUAAUCCCAUACCCAAGCCAAGGCCAUAUAAACCCACUUCUUCAAUUUGCUAAACGUUUAGCCUCCAAGGGAAUCAAAGCCACAUUCGCCACUACCAAACACACAAUCUCCUCUAUCUAUUCCCUCCAAAACGUCGCCGUCGAGCCGUUAUCGGACGGGUUCGACGAUGGAGUCUACCCUGAAGCCGGGUCCGAGGACUUCUUCCUUAACUCGUUUAAAUUAAAUGGUUCUAACUCCCUUGCCCGCCUCAUUGAAAACCAUCUAAACACUGCGUUUCCGGUGACUUGUGUGGUAUACGACGCGUUUUUACCGUGGGCCUUGGACGUGGCUAAGGAUUAUGGCUUAUUUGGCGCCGCGUUUUUUACUAACUCGGCUGCGGUUUGCUCCAUUUUCUGUUGUGUGAGCCGUGGCUUGAUUGAGUUGCCUUUUAAGCCGGACGCGGUGCAAUGUGCUUUGCCUAAAAUGCCCUUAUUUAAAGGCGAUGAUUUGCCUACUUUUCUCAGGAAACCUGAAAGUUACCCGGCUUACUUGGCUAUGAAGUUGAGCCAGUUUUCUAAUUUGGAUUUAGCUGAUUGGAUGUUUUGCAACUCUUUUGAAGAUUUGGAGUUAGAGGUUAUCGAAGGUAUAACGGAGAAAUGGCCGGCAAAAUUAAUCGGACCGAUGGUUCCGUCCUCUUACUUAGACGGGAGAAUAGACCGAGACAUUGGUUAUGGAGCAAGUUUGUGGAAACCAUUAAGCGAGAAGUGCAAAGAAUGGCUGAAAAAUAAGCCAAGGAAAUCAGUAAUUUACAUAUCUUUUGGUAGCAUGGUUUCACUAACUCGAGAACAAACUGAGGAAAUAGCAUGUGCAUUAAAAGAAAGCAACUAUUACUUCCUUUGGGUGGUUAGGGAGUCCCAAUUUAGUAAACUCCCAAAAGGGUUUCAAGAAGAAGUGUCGAUGACAGAACGAGGAAUGAUCGUUACAUGGUGCAACCAGCUGGAAGUUUUAGCCCACGAAGCAACUGCUUGCUUCGUGACUCAUUGUGGGUGGAACUCGACACUCGAAGGGCUUAGCCUCGGGGUGCCAAUGGUAGGGGUCCCACAAUGGAGUGAUCAGUUGCCUGACGCGAAGUUCAUUGAGGAGGUUUGGGGGGUUGGAGUCUGGGCUAAGGAAGACGAUAAAGGAGUGGUUAGGAGAGAAAACUUGAGAAGAUGUUUGAAGGAAGUAAUGGAAGGGAAAAGGAGUGAAGAGAUAAGAGAGAACGCUUCCAAAUGGAGAGAGUUGUCUAAGAAAGCAGUUAGCCAUGGUGGGAGCUCAGACAACCAUAUUAACGACUUUGUUCAACAUUUGAGAUGUACCAGUUCCAGUUCCGUAAUGGGUGAUGACCAUCAUGUUCCACAACGGGAGCACGAAUACCCAUUCCUGGACAAAGCCGGACUUAUCACAGUUAAAUAAUGGAUUUUAUGAUAACAGAAUUGUACUGGUGU
This is a messenger RNA of Spinacia oleracea (spinach), 1562 nucleotides long. RefSeq names its product UDP-glycosyltransferase 74B1. The coding region runs from base 55 to 1530 and encodes 491 amino acids. Gene Ontology annotation, molecular function: quercetin 7-O-glucosyltransferase activity; quercetin 3-O-glucosyltransferase activity. Lineage: Eukaryota; Viridiplantae; Streptophyta; Magnoliopsida; Caryophyllales; Amaranthaceae. The transcript has 2 exons. The record is from RefSeq and is a predicted model, not a curated record.